UCGCACCUCACAGUGUCACGGGGCAUUACUACCACCAGGGGGGCAUUAUUCCAAAAUUCUUAGAUCCUCGGGUGGCCCGUGAGCCGUGAGCCAAGAACGUGACAGCAGCUCCCAUGUCUCUUCCAUUAAAACAAAGUGGAGAAGGAAUACAGUGACCUCAUCCACGGCGCCAGUCAGGCAAUCACCAUAUUAUUAUUACUACUACUACGUCACCAUUUCCGUCCCCCGCCCUAAACCGCCAGUAUAUCCUACAAUAUCACCGUUUCAGCUUUCGACUUUAGAGUCUAGACAGCUCAUUCCGAUAUCCUGGGCCUUUUCCCAGAGAAGAAAAAAAGCAAAAGAGAAAUCUCGGACUGGACUGCCAGUACCAAAGCAAAGGAAAAAGUUCAUUCAGAGGCGAGGGAGGGGGGCGAUGCGGCAGAGAUCUCUCGCGCUGCUGCUGCUGCUGCGGCUGCGGCUGUGGCUGUUCGCUGUCGCCGCAUCACCAGCUCUUCUUGGUGUUCUUGCGGCCGACCUUAACAAAGAACCAUUUACCAUUCGUAUAAGCUGUGGGAGUUUUGACGAUGUCCACACAGCACCUACGAACACAUUGUGGUAUAGAGAUUUUGGUUAUACUGGGGGCAGGUUUGCAAAUGCUACUCGCCCAAGCUAUAUCAUACCCCCGCUGAAAACUCUUAGAUAUUUCCCUCUGUCUGAUGGCCCUGAAAAUUGCUACUACAUCAACAAUGUCCCCAAUGGGCAUUACCAAGUGAGGCUUUUCUUUGCCCUUGUGGCUGAUCCUAAUCUUGACAGUGAGCCAAUAUUUGAUGUUUCUGUUGAGGGUACUCUGUUCAGUUCUUUACUUUCGGGCUGGAGCAGUGACGAUGAGAUGACAUUCGCAGAAGCUCUGGUUUUUGUUCAGGACUCGAGCCUAUCGAUCUGUUUCCACAGCACAGGUCAUGGAGAUCCAUCGAUUCUUUCUAUUGAAGUUCUCCAAAUAGAUGAUAAUGCCUAUAAGUUUGGUCCGCUAUGGGGAAACGGGACAGUGCUUAGAACUGCCAAAAGAUUGACAUGUGGUUCUGGAAAGCCAGCUUUUGACGAAGAUCUAAAUGGUAUCCAUUGGGGUGGUGACAGAUUCUGGUUAGGGUUGAAAACAUUGUCAUCUAGUUCUGAUGAUCAACCUGUAUCAACUGAAAAUGUUAUAGCAGAGACAUUGCUUGCACCAAAUUUUUAUCCUCAAAGCAUGUAUCAAUCAGCUAUCAUGGGCACUGAUAGGCAACCAAGCUUAUCCUUUGAAAUGGAUGUCACUCCAAACAAAAACUAUUCUGUAUGGCUUCACUUUGCAGAGAUUGAGAAUGGAAUAACUGCAGAAGAGCAAAGGGUAUUUGAUGUUAUUAUCAAUGGUGACAUCGCUUUCAAGGAUAUCGAUAUAGUUCGCAUGACAGGAGAGCGCUUUACUGCGCUCGUUUUGAAUAAAACUAUUGCCGUCAGUGGGACAACACUGAAAAUCACCUUGCAGCCUGUUGAGGGAACACGUGCCAUUGUUAGUGCGAUUGAGGUAUUUGAGAUCAUUCCAGCUGAAAUGAAGACAUUAACUCAAGAAGUGACUGCUCUGCGGACUUUGAAAGGUUCACUUGGUCUUCCUCUUCGAUUUGGCUGGAAUGGGGAUCCCUGCGUUCCUCAGCAGCAUCCAUGGAGCGGAGUUGAUUGUCAGUUUGAUGACACUAAAAUGCAUUGGGUCAUUGAUGGGCUAGGUCUUGAUAACCAAGGAUUGGGAGGAGUUAUACCUAUUGACGUAUCUAAGCUACAACACCUCGAAAGCAUAAACUUUAGCGGUAAUAGCAUAAAGGGAAAUAUUCCAUUCACUUUGGGUACAAUCUCAGGGCUGCGAGUACUAGAUCUGUCUUACAACAAACUCAAUGGUUCUAUUCCGGAGAGCCUUGGCCAGCUGACAUCUUUACAGACACUGAAUCUAAAUGGCAAUGGUCUUUCAGGAAGGGUUCCAGCCAGCCUGGGAGGAAGACCUCUACACAGAGUUAGAUUCAACUUUACGGACAAUGCUGGGUUGUGUGGAAUUCCUGGUUUGCAUGAGUGUGGCCCUCAUAUAUCUGUGGCUGCAAAGAUUGGUAUGGCUUUCGGGGUACUUUUAGCAUUUCUGUUUCUGGUUGUAUUUGCGGCAUGCUGGUGGAAAAGGAGGCAGAACAUUAUCCGUGGUCAGAAAUUAGCUGCAGCAAGGGAAGCUCCGUAUGCUAAAUCUAGGACCCAAUUUACACGGGAUGUACAAAUGGCUAAGCAUCACCGCCCACAUGAAAGCUCUCGAGGCAGCAACAAUGAAAGCUCGCCACAUUUGCUUUCCUAGUUAAUUACUGCCAAUGGUAACACUGGCUGAAUUGUACCAUUGUUUCUGGUAUGCUCAGUUGAUGCAGCUAUCAGGUUGAGUUGUAAAACAAUUGUACAUACUAGGUCAGGAUCGUGUACGUAUUGCUCUAAAUGUUCAGUCAGGGAGGAUUGUUAGCUGAUAGAAAGCUGAUAGAACGAUUCUAUACUAACUGGGCGAAUUGGUACACCUGCGUAAUUUGUGCAAACUAGCUAACAUAUAUUUAUUCAGUUGUUGCUUUUUAAUUCUGAAAAUGCAUAUUCAGGAGA
This is a messenger RNA of Brachypodium distachyon (stiff brome), 2625 nucleotides long. RefSeq names its product receptor like protein 4. Gene Ontology annotation, molecular function: protein binding. NCBI's taxonomy places the organism in Eukaryota, Viridiplantae, Streptophyta, Magnoliopsida, Poales, Poaceae. The transcript is spliced from 9 exons. The record is from RefSeq and is a predicted model, not a curated record. Bases 413 to 2338 code for a protein of 641 amino acids.